AUGCCAGAAAUGAUGGGCAUACUCACAACGGCUGCCAUAAUGUUGCACGAAAUCCCUCAUGAGAUUGGAGAUUUUGCCAUUCUCCUGAGGUCCGGCUUCAACAGAAAGGAUGCAGCAAAGGCACAAGUGAUGACUGCUGCUGGUGGAUUGGUUGGAGCCACAAUUACUUUAUUAGCAGAGUCAGCCAAAGGCGCAGGUGACAGCACAGUCUGGGUUCUACCAUUUACAUCAGGGGGAUUCAUUUACAUUGCCAUGGUUACCGUGGUGCCAGAUCUACUCAAAGAACAGAACCCAGUUGAAUCAUUUAAGCAAGUUGUUUGUCUGUGUUGUGGUGUUGCUGUGAUGGGACUAGUGACUCUGGUUGUUGACUGA
Saccoglossus kowalevskii is the source of this 372-nucleotide messenger RNA. Its product is annotated as zinc transporter ZIP13-like. Gene Ontology annotation, biological process: zinc ion transmembrane transport; intracellular zinc ion homeostasis. Gene Ontology annotation, molecular function: zinc ion transmembrane transporter activity. The record is from RefSeq and is a predicted model, not a curated record. Lineage: Eukaryota; Metazoa; Hemichordata; Enteropneusta; Harrimaniidae. Gene Ontology annotation, cellular component: membrane.